Messenger RNA from Lagopus muta (rock ptarmigan), 672 nucleotides. RefSeq lists its product as uncharacterized. NCBI's taxonomy places the organism in Eukaryota, Metazoa, Chordata, Aves, Galliformes, Phasianidae. The record is from RefSeq and is a predicted model, not a curated record.
AUGGGGAAAAGUUUUAAAAAGGACGCGCUCCCUGCAAUAAACGCCAUUUUACCACCCACCACAUUGGUGUGCACCGAGGUAGAUGGACAGACCGUUGAGUCCCUAACAAAAACGAACACCUGUAUGAAGCCUUUUGCAGGCGGAAGGCUUCAGAUAUGCACUGCAGAUGUAUCUACAAGAAGUCAUGCCUACCAAGAGAAGAUAGGUGAUUGUUCCCCUAUAUUCAGCACUUGUGAGGCCGCACCUCGAGUACUGUGUCCAGUUUUGGGUCCUCACUGCAAGAAAGAUAUUGAGGCCCUGGAACGUGUUCAAAGGAGGGCAACGAAGCUGGUGAGGGGUCUGGAACACAGGCCAUAUGAGGAGAGGCUGAAGGAGCUGGGAAUGUUCAGCCUGGAGAAGAGGAGGCUCAGGGGAGACCUUACUGCUCUCUAUAACUUCCUGAAGGGAGGUUGUAGUGAGCUGGGGGUCGGCCUCUUCUCUCGUGUCAUUAGUGAUAGGACCAGGGGGAAUGGUUUCAAGCUACGGCAGGGGAGAUUCAGGCUGGACAUGAGGAAGUAUUACUUUUCAGAAAGGGUGGUCAGGCACUGGAAUGUGCCCAGGGAGGUGGUGGAAUCACCGACCCUGGGAGUGUUCAAGGAAAGGCUGGAUGUCGUGUUGAGGGACAUGGUUUAG